Culex pipiens pallens (northern house mosquito) is the source of this 4209-nucleotide messenger RNA. RefSeq lists its product as uncharacterized. Gene Ontology annotation, molecular function: heme binding; iron ion binding; monooxygenase activity. NCBI's taxonomy places the organism in Eukaryota, Metazoa, Arthropoda, Insecta, Diptera, Culicidae. Bases 7 to 4098 code for a protein of 1363 amino acids. The transcript has 14 exons. The record is from RefSeq and is a predicted model, not a curated record.
GCCAAAAUGAUCGCCGUGCUGUUGAUUUGCUUCGUGGCAGUUCUUGGUGCAAUCGCGCUCUGGUUGCAGCACCGCAUCAAGUUCAAAUCGCUAAGGGGAAUUCCUACCGUGGAACCGUGCUAUCCACUGGUGGGAAAUGUUCCGAUUGUGGUUGGGAAAAGUGAAGAGCAGCUGUUCUCGAUCGUUGCACAUCAGGUGUUAAAGUAUGAUCGAUUGUUCAAAGUUUGGGUUGGACCGAAGCUGAUGCUGGCCACCAGCCAUCCGGAUUUGAUCUACCAGGUCGUGAACCACCCGCAGUGUUUGGAGCGACCGUUUUUGUAUGGAUUCUCCGGAUUCACCAAGGGAAUCUUCUCGACGGAUUGGAAAUUGUGGAAGCUGCAAAGGAAAGCUCUGAACCCAGCGUUCAACGCGCUUGUGCUGAACAACUUUGUGCCGAUAUUUGAAGAGUGCAGUCGAAGGAUGGUUCAAAACAUGCUGAGUCAUGCCGAUGGGUCAACGGGAGUGAAUAUCCUCAAGUUCACCUCGAUUUGUACGCUGGAAAUGAUCUGUGCAACUUCUCUGGGAAGUGAUGUGAUGCAACGGCCGGGAAAGGAAGAGUUUGUGCAUAGCAUUGAAACAGCUUUCAACUGUGCUUCGAGAAGGAUGUUCAAACCAUGGCUGUAUACUGAUAUUACCUAUCGAGUGACGAAAGAUUAUAAAGAUCAGCAGAAAGCUUGGGGAGUUAUUUGCGACUUUUUCUCUAAAAUCAUUGAAGAAAAAAAGCAACUCAUUCGCGUUGAAGACCACAAUCACAAUGUUCAGGCACUUGCGGAUAACAAGAACGACACCGAAGAUCGAAAGCCCAAGAUAUUCAUCGACCGACUGCUGGCGGAAACCCGCGGGGGAGUCCCGUUCAGCGAUCAGGAAAUUUUCGACAACACUUAUCACAUUAUCACUUUGGGAAACGACACCUCAGCGCUGGAAGUGAUGCAUGCUUCGCUGUUUCUGGCCAUGUAUCCGGAGAUACAGUGGAAGGUUUACGACGAGUUCAUUCAAGUUUUUCCGUCGGAAGAUUCCGAGAUCACGGCUGAAAGCUUAAACCAGCUGGAGUAUUUGGACAUGUUUCUCAAGGAAUGCCUUCGACACUGUCCAACGGCGGCAAACAUUGCUCGAACUACGAUAACGGACAUUGAGUUGGACGGGAUGACAGUUCCUGCCGGAACGGACAUAAUAUUGAGCUUCUAUGGUCUACAUCACCGGAAAGACGUUUGGGGUCCGGACGUGGACAAGUUCGAUCCGGAGAAUUUUAAGCAGGAACGUAUAUCCAAAGGUAUGUCGUUGGUAACCGCAAUCUGGAUGGAAUCGUUCCGGAUCGAAGUCGGUUACGGUGUCACCCCACAAAUCCGCUCGGCGAUGCAGGGCGUAGAACGAGAUCAGGAACAUGGUGCCCGCUGGGAUCCGCCGUCCGUCGAUGGACACGGUUCGGAUGGUUUCUCGUGCAAUGUUCGGGAUUGUCGGACAGAGUCGGAGUGUUUCCUUCAGCACCAUGUCGAGAUAUCCAAAGGAAUGCCGCGACUUGGCCCGAUCCUGAUCGAAGUUCUCCGGGUCGAACUCUUCCGCCGAGUCUCCCCAAAUAUCGAUUCGACGAUGAAGCGCGUAAAAGGACAUCAGCAUGAUGGUACCUUUGGGAACGACUGUUCCAUCAACCAGAACGUCCUGAAGCGCUUCCCGGGCAAUAUUUGGUGCUACCGGGCAAAGUCGGAGCGUUUCCUUGAUUACCAUCUCGAGGUACACCAGCUGCUUCAGGUCGUCAGGGUUGAUUGGGGAGUGUUUCGAUGGGAAGAUCUGGGCGAUUUCCGAGUGAACUUUGUCCUGGAUUAUCGGUAUGAAGCUGUUGAGGAUCUUCAGGUUGAACGUCGGAUUCAACGCCCUCCGUUGGAUCUUCCACUGUUGAUCUGCGGACAAACAGACGUUUCAAAUAUCACUUUGAACUCCAAGAAGCCCUCAUCAUCGCUCACGUCUAGCACUCAACAGUCCCUGCUCGAGCCCCGUAAAGCGGUAAAAGAAAGGCCUUUCCACGCAGCCUGGAUUGGUCAAAAUCUGCUGAAUCACGUCCGGAUGGCACGUCCCGAGAAGCUUCACCGGACCGUAGCUGAUCCGGAACAGCCGAUCGCUGUUGCGGAACAUUCCGACGACGGAUCCAAAGCGCUGAAUGUCAUCCUUCCUGAACACGGUCCAAAUGCUACUCCUACGGGCGAUCGAAAGUACACCAAACACACCACCAACAUCUACCAUAUCGCGUUCUUGACAUUCAACCGGGGGUUGCGACCCGGGGAGGGGCACGUGCCGGUUGGCGCUCCUCACUCAGUCCCGUACCCGAGUGUCUAUCGCGUCAAGAACAAGAUCAGGCUGCUGAUACCGGAGCGCACUGAUCGGGGAGAUCGGGUUUGUUCUAUACGAGAAGAAACAAUAAAAUCUCUCGCCACGCCACUGUCCGAACCAGUCCGUUCCAGGUCGAGUGUUACGUUACAAGUGUGUCCGGUUACGUGCCUGAACAUGGUCCUCGUGGAGCUUAUCCUGCUCCUGAUGGUAGCCGCCGGGUUGGGGCUGCUGUUGUAUCUGCGGAGUAAAUCUUUCGCCAGCCGGUUGCCACCAGUUCAGCCGUACCAUCCGGUGAUCGGAAAUGCACUACUCUUCGUGGGGAAGUCCGACGAGCAGCGGUUCGUGAAUAUUGCUCGAGCCUUUGCCCAUCCGGCUCGGUUGUUUAAAUUUAUGGUACUCGGGUAUCCGAUGCUGGUCACCAACGAGCCGGAAGUGGCGCAGAAAAUUCUCACCAGCACCGAGUGUCUUGAGAAGCCGUUCCUGUACGAUUUCUUCAAGCUGGACUAUGGACUGUUUGCGGCGCAUUACGACAUCUGGAAAGGCCAGCGCAAAUCGCUAAAUCCAACGUUCAAUCUGAAGAUCCUGCACGGUUUCAUCCCCCUGUUUGACAAGUGCGCCCAGGCUCUGGUGCGCAAGCUGGACACCUUUCCGGCCGGGGUGAGCCUCAACAUUACGGACUGCAUGCUGCGCUGUACGCUGGAGAUGGUGGUGGCCACGACCAUCGGGGUGGACAUCAACAAGAACCGCGGUGCCGAUCGGCUGAUGGCGUUGAUCCAGAAGGGCUUCCAUCUGGCGUCUAAACGGUUGGUGCGGAUCCACUGGUACAAGGAUUGGAUGUACCGGUUUACUAGUGAUUACCGGGAGGAUGUGAAGCUGCGAGCGGAGGCGUACACGUACGGGAAUGAGAUCCUACAAGAUGCUAUCGAUCGUAAAGCUCGGGAAGCCGCCGCACCGGAAGUAAGCGACCCGGAGUGUGAUGGCUACCGCAAGCCGCAGAUUUUCGUAGACCAGCUGCUGGAAGACCUGGAAGGUCGCAAAUUCGAAGACAUCGAAACCAUCCACAACGUUUACACGAUGAUUGUAGCGGGCAGUGACACUUCCGGCACGGAAAUGGGCUACGUGGCACUCUCGCUGGCACUCUACCAAGAUUUGCAGGAGAAAGUGUACCAGGAGAUCGUGACCGUCUUUCCCCCCGAUAGCGAAACAAAAUUCAGCCCGGAAUCGCUCAGACAGCUCCAGUACACGGAAAUGUUCCUCAAGGAGUGUCUGCGGCUGUUCCCGAUUGGGCCACACAUUGUGCGGCAGACCAAGCAGGACAUCGAGCUGGAAGGAGUUCGCGUCCCGCAGGGAAACAUUCUGAUCGUCAGCAUCUACAACAUCCACCGCCGGAAGGACAUCUGGGGCUCGGAUCCGGACCGGUUUGAUCCGGAGAACUUUUCGCCGGAACGGAGCGCUGGCAGGCAUCCAUUCGCUUUUAUUCCGUUCAGUGGAGGCACGAGGAAUUGUAUCGGAUCUCGCUACGCAAUGAUCAGUAUGAAGAUCAUUCUGGUGCAUUUGCUGCGAAACUUCAAGUUGAAGACGCACUGGAGCUUGGAGGAUCUGCGCUUCCGGUUUGAAGCACUGCUGAAGACUUCCAAAGAUCCCGAGGUGUACCUGGAGCGGCGGGAUGUGACAACGCUGGUUGGAGUGAACAGUAACGAUACUGCGUACACUAAUGGUAAUGCUUGUUUUGAAUAAAUUAUAUUUGAAACGUUGUUCUUUUAUUGUUCUUGAGUCAUCUUAAAAUGAUGUAAUACGAAGUUAAUAAAAAGUAGGUUCUUUAUGUAGAUCCCACUUUAUUUUACAUGG